Messenger RNA from Macadamia integrifolia, 1462 nucleotides. RefSeq names its product cytosolic Fe-S cluster assembly factor NBP35-like. Gene Ontology annotation, molecular function: ATP-dependent FeS chaperone activity; ATP binding; 4 iron, 4 sulfur cluster binding. The record is from RefSeq and is a predicted model, not a curated record. The transcript has 3 exons. Lineage: Eukaryota; Viridiplantae; Streptophyta; Magnoliopsida; Proteales; Proteaceae. Gene Ontology annotation, cellular component: cytosol. Bases 143 to 1204 code for a protein of 353 amino acids. Gene Ontology annotation, biological process: iron-sulfur cluster assembly.
CUACAAGGUAAAAGCCAAAAGGGCUCCUUUCGGAGCAGCGCAGUCGGUUGGAAACAUAGAAGGAGAAAAUUUUAGCUUUGCUUGCUCUUCCAGUUGUCUGGUUUUUGAUUAAACUUGUGGGAGACGGAAGUGAAGGAAGAUCAUGGAGAACGGUUAUCACGAAAUCCCUGAAAAUGCUCCUGAGCAUUGCCCAGGUACUCAAUCGGAAUCCGCAGGAAAAUCAGAUGCAUGCCAAGGAUGCCCCAAUCAAGAAGCUUGUGCAACUGCUCCAAAAGGGCCCGACCCAGACUUGGUUGCAAUUGCAGAGCGGAUGGCUACUGUGAAACACAAGAUACUGGUUUUAUCUGGGAAAGGUGGAGUUGGUAAGAGCACCAUCUCCGCUCAGCUCUCAUUUGCACUAGCUGGUAUGGACUACCAGGUGGGCCUCCUUGAUAUUGACAUAUGUGGUCCUAGUAUCCCAAAGAUGCUUGGUCUAGAAGGGCAGGACAUUCACCAGAGCAACCUUGGAUGGUCUCCUGUUUAUCUUGAGUCCAACCUUGGGGUCAUGUCAAUUGGGUUUAUGCUCCCCAACCCAGAUGAAGCUGUUAUAUGGAGGGGACCCCGCAAGAAUGGGUUAAUUAAGCAAUUCUUAAAGGAUGUCUAUUGGGGGGAACUUGACUGUCUAGUGGUGGAUGCCCCUCCUGGGACCUCUGAUGAGCAUAUCUCAAUUGUCCAACUCCUCCAGGUGACAGGUAUUGAUGGGGCAAUCAUUGUGACUACUCCACAGGAGGUCUCACUGAUUGAUGUGCGGAAGGAAGUGAGUUUUUGUAAAAAAGUUGGGGUACCCGUGCUGGGGGUGAUCGAGAACAUGAGUGGGUUGCAACAGUCAUUGACAGAUUUCAGGUUUAUGAAGGUUACUGAGAUUGGGGAGGAGACAGAUGUGACAGAGUGGGCAUUACAGUACAUGAGAGAGAAGGCACCGGAAAUGCUAGAUUUGGUGGCUAGGGGAGAGGUGUUUGACAGUAGCAAGGGUGGUGCAGCAAAGAUGUGCAGGGAGAUGGACGUGGCCUUCCUUGGGAAGGUGCCCAUGGACCCCCAGUUGUGCAAAGCUGCUGAGGAAGGGCGGUCGUGCUUUGCUGAUCAGAAGUGUGGGGCCAGUGCACCUGCUCUGAAGAGAAUUAUACAAACACUGGUGGCAAACUGGGCAGUUGAAGCCUCUGGAUGAUAGUGCGUAGGCAAGAAGAUCAAGCUGAGUUUCACCAUUGCAAAAUGAUAUUUUGUUUUUUUAUAAUUUUCCUUUCUUUUUCCUUCCUCCCUUCCUUAAUCCUCAACUGGUUGAAUAUAUGAAUGGUUGUUUAUAUAAAUAUAUCAUAUAGUGAAUGUACUUCCAUUCAUCAUCUUAGGACCAUAAUGUGCGAGGCCUUGCCCCGAAAGUGAUUUUGAGUCCCUGUUGAAUAAAUGGAGUGAAGCUUGACAUGGCCCA